UUUCAUUUUCAUUCGACACUUUACUUCACAUCUGUUAGUACGUGUCAUUUUGUUGCAUUCUCGCGUAAUUUCGGACUAUAUUUAAUUUAAUCCUUUAAUAAACUACAUUGUUUCUUAAAAUACAAUUUAUUUUUUCGUGAUUUGUGAAGCGCACUUUGCAUCACCAAAUGGCUAGCGACGGUUUUUUAAACAAAAUAUCUGGUUUUGCCACACUAGCAAUUCAUGCUGGUCAAGAUCCAGAGAAAUGGAACUCUGCUGCUGUAGUACCACCCAUAGUUACAUCUACAACAUUUAAGCAACCUGCACCUGCAGAACAUACUGGCUUUGAAUAUGGAAGAUCAGGGAAUCCAACAAGAAAUACACUAGAAGAAUGCUUGGCUGCAUUAGAUAAAGGGAAGCAUGCAUUAACUUUUGCAUCAGGUUUAGGAGCAACAACUACUAUUGCAUCAUUACUUAGCUGUGGUGACCAUAUUGUCUCCUGUGAUGAUGUAUACGGAGGCACAAACAGAUUGUUCAGGCGGGUGUUAGAAAGAUUGGGUCUACAGACAACUUUUACUGAUUUCACAGAUCUAGAGUGUGUUAAAAAUGCUAUCCAGGAUAAUACAAAGAUGAUUUGGAUAGAAACCCCAACAAAUCCGCUUCUCAAAGUAAUAGAUAUUGCCGCUGUGUCGGAGGUGGCUAAGGAGAUGGGCGACAUAAUAGUGGUCGUCGACAACACUUUCCUAACACCGUACCUACAGCGGCCGCUCGACUUUGGUGCGGACAUCGUCGUAUAUUCACUAACAAAGUACAUGAAUGGACAUUCUGACGUCAUCAUGGGAGCAGCUGUCCUUAACGACGAUUGUUUGGAAGAGAGAUUAAGAUUUUUGCAAAACGCCAUGGGAGUGGUACCGUCACCCACAGAUUGCUAUUUCGUCAACAGGAGUCUAAAGACUUUAGCUCUUCGAAUGGAACAGCAUCAGAAGUCUUCCUACGUAAUAGCUAAAUGGCUUGAAAAUCAUCCCAAAGUUACUCAAGUCUUACAUCCAGGUUUGCCAUCACAUCCACAGUACGCCAUCGCACAAAAACAGAUGACGGGGCAUUCGGGAGUGUUUAGUUUCAAGCAUGUCGGCGGACUACAGGAGUCUAGGAAGUUUUUGAGUUCCAUAAAGUUGUUCAUCCUGGCCGAAAGUCUCGGCGGAUAUGAGAGUUUAGCUGAAUUACCGUCAGUGAUGACCCACGCGUCUGUACCUGAGGAGCAGAGGAACGAGCUGGGCAUCACGCAUUCCCUCAUCAGGCUGUCUGUCGGCCUCGAGGACACAGAGGAUCUGAUUGACGAUCUAGAUCAAGCUUUUAAAGCUGCCUUCUGAUUAAUUUAAUAUUUUUUUUUAUAAAAAAAUUGAUAGUAAUAUAAUUACUAAACAAAAUUAUUACAAAUAAUCGUUAACAGCCGAAUCAAGGAACCAAUCCUUAUGAUCGAAGAAAAAACACUUAAAGACUCACAAUGGAUCGAUUAUUUGGUUAGGCCGUUAAAUACCAACAAAGCCAGACUGACAGAAGGAGACAAGAGAGAAAAAUCUGAGUAUCAAUCAAUACAUAUUGUUGUCUCUCUUUUAUCAAAGAUAAUGAAGGAGAUAGCAAUACGACGUUUUAGUACAAGGGCUACGACGAUUUCAACUCUACGCUAAUAGUAAUACUGAUUAAAAUUAGUUAAGCAGUUGAGGUUAUAAGAAGUCACA
Papilio xuthus (Asian swallowtail) is the source of this 1718-nucleotide messenger RNA. RefSeq names its product Cystathionine gamma-lyase (gene Cth). Gene Ontology annotation, biological process: transsulfuration. Gene Ontology annotation, cellular component: cytoplasm. The record is from RefSeq and is a predicted model, not a curated record. The transcript has 8 exons. Gene Ontology annotation, molecular function: pyridoxal phosphate binding; cystathionine gamma-lyase activity. NCBI's taxonomy places the organism in Eukaryota, Metazoa, Arthropoda, Insecta, Lepidoptera, Papilionidae. Bases 168 to 1349 code for a protein of 393 amino acids.